UAUAAUUUGUAUAAAAUACAGAAAAAGGUAUUAAUUUUGUUCUAAAGGACACCUAGCAAGGCUGUGCAUGCAAGACUUUCAAGAGCUCUCUCAUACACACACACUCACACAAAUAUUAUGUAUAUAUGUAUCCAUCCCCUUCCUUCUCCUCCUUCCCAGAACAAUUAAGCAUACAUUCAAACCAAAUUAUAUACGGUUUUAAAGAAAAACCACCCGAAACAUACAUUCAAACUAGUUUUUAUAUUAUUUUGUAGCUGUCACCCACACAAACACAUUCAUAUCUGUUUUUCAGUAUUAAGUUAUGUAAAACACAAAUGCGCACCCGCAGCCUAACCUAAAGGAAAUCUAAUGGGGUAAUGGAUAAUACACGCAAGCAGGAAACAAAAUGCAAGCCUAGUUUAAAACAUUGUAUAUAAAAGAAUCCUUUAACACUUUACAUCUGUUUCAACAAACAAUGUCCUUUUUGCUAAGGUAAAACUGUAAGGUUUCGGAAUUUAAGGUAUAGAUGGAAUGUAGAUUUAUUAAAAUGAUUAAACUUGGAUUUAACAAAUAAAAUUAAAUCAGCAAUGGAGUAGUAAGGAAACCUGUAUUUUUAAUGCUUGGGAGGCAGUAGAUACAAACAAAAUGUUCUUAAGACUCAAUAUAUCUAAUGUGCUUUAGCGGUAAAUAUUUUGCAUUAACAAUUAUUUUGGCCCAUUGAGUGUAUAGAAAAAGAAAUUAAAAAUAAUCAAACACAUAAACAAAAACAGUUACACAUAUAAAUCCACACAGAGUAACCCAGAGUAAAUUGUAAAGGACACAUGAAAAAAACAAGACCACGCAGAUUAGAGAUUUGAUCUGGAUUUGAGAGGGAGCUUUGGUAGUUGUCAGUUUAGCAUGGGUAAACAGACAACUCUCCCAAACCUCAGACAACAUAUUCCUCUGAUGCCCCUUUGUUUUUCCAACUGUCUAAUUAGUUUCUCAGGGGGGUGAGAUGUCAGAAAUCGUAAGUAAAUAACACCUACAAAGGCAUCAGGAGGAUUUGGCAUACAUACCGGGGCCAAAUGGUGAGAUGGAUCAUUUCUGACUAAAAUGAAAAAGAUUGUAAUACAACAAAAAUGCUUCUCUUUAUAUGCUUAGUGGUAUUUGAGAGAAGUACCUGAAAAGCAACAACUCUUGUUUCGUGGUAACCUAACACAUAAAUUGGCCCCUAAAAGUACAGCAGUAACUAAACAUGAAACCUACGAAAAUGGCGAGGUGCAGGCCAAUAUCCGCAAUGUACAGCUAUCCCCCUCCAAAACUGCAAGCCCAGACAUUUUUUUUCAAUGGCAUCAACAUCCUUACAUUUGUAACAAUAAUUAAUUAUUUUGCAGACCGCUCUAUAAUUUAUUUUUUACCAUUUUAUUUAUCAUCCAACUGAAGAGGUCCCAGAGAAUUAAUUUUUCUGCAGUUUAUAUCAAACUUUGCAUUGUAGAGUGUCUUUAAAACUGUAACAUCUAAGGCCUCACCCGCUCCCCGUCCCCCCACAAUAAUUUUCAUUCUCUCUUAACCAAAGAGGACGUGGUCUUGUAAAUAAAAAAUACCAGACAACGUUUCAAAAAGCUAUUAUCCCAACUUUAAAAAAAAAAAAAGUUAAGCUUAUUUUUUUAAAGCUUUGCCUAAAUAAAUUGCCCAGCGUGCAAAAAACACGAAUCAAGGAAAACUUCUCUAAAUCCAAUUUACAAAGAUAGGCCAAAACUGUAUAGUAGGCUCAUCAUCUGCAGAUUUUAAAGAACGUUUCAGAUACCAGGGUGCAAUGGAACCUCUCAUUUACAGAGGGAUUUUACAAUAAAAAACAUUUAACAGAGAAGCCAUAGCUUUGCAACUUCAUGUAGGGAGCGAAAGAGGGCUGUUGUGGCCAGCACUGUUAUCUGAAGAAGGAUGUCCUCCUACAUCCACUCCAUAUACCCCUCCCCUCUUUUCCUGACUUGUUUUUCUAAAACUGCCAUCUUCUCCAUAUCCUCCUGAUGAACAGACAGCUUUUAGUCAAAGAUCCAAUGAAAUAAGAAAGGACAUCAAAUAAAGUUUUAAAAUAUAAACUAUCAUAAACUUUUUAACAUGAAAAAACAAGGCGUAGAAAUAAGAGAGCUGGCCUGAAUUUUAGUGCAAACUUUGACAACUGAUAAAUCUUAAUUUAGUGAAACAGCUUUGUGUCCAUUCUUUUUGAUCUCUCGUGCUUUAGCAUGGCCAAGAGUUUGUCAAACUCUCCUCAGUUUUAUAAGGCAUUAUUCCCCCCCUGCCAUUGUUUUGCCUAACUUUUUAAUAAUUUUUCAGGAUGGCAUAAAAGCAUUAUGAGGAUUACCUACUUGGUGAUGUUCUGUAGCAGUACCUGCAAAGCAACAAUUACUUUGUUUCUUUUAUCAUCACAUGGAAGGGGCCUUGAAGAAUUAAUUUUUCUGUUCUUGUAUAGCACUUUUACACAGAUUGUAACCAUAGAUACUUUACGGUGGUAAAUAAUACAAGGCAGUAGAUGACAGACCUGAGAAACUGCUAAAAACAGUGGCCCACCACCCAUAUACCUAAAGUACCCCUGAGCCACAGACCUCCCCCAUUUUCUUAAAAUCUUCUCUUAAAUCAGCCCCUCUUCCACUUCAACUAUGCCUUUUAAUUUUGCAAGAUUAAAAUGUGAUCCUUGGUGUUGCAUAACAGAUUUAUAAAUAUCUUAAAAGAAAAUAUCUUAAAAGAUAUCCUGUAAUCAAACUGUUUGAUUACAAGUAGCCAAUGAUGGCAAUCUUGGAAAGCCACAUGAUCAGUUUACAUUGGCAAUUUGUAUAGCGCAUGGAAUAUAUAUAAGUGACUAGGCUGAAGUUCAACCAGGAAAAGGAAACACACUCUCUCCUCAAGACUGCUCUGCAAGUGCAAUUAAACUUCUGAACUCAUCUUGUGAAACUAAACAUGAACACUCAGCCUGUCGUCUUUGUACAGCCCCAAUUUUCUGUGGCUACUGCACAAAGUAAUGCCUGGCAGACCGAUUUGAUGGACUGCUGCAGUGACUGUGGAGUCUGCCUAUGUGGAGUAUUCUGUUUCUAUUGUCUUGGAUGUCAAGUAGCAAGUGACAUGAAUGAAUGCUGCUUGUGUGGCUCAAGCGUUGCCAUGAGGACUCUCUACCGGACAAGAUACGGAAUCCCUGGAUCCAUCUGCUCUGAUUUCUGUACUACCCUCUGGUGUGGUAUAUGCUCUCUUUGUCAAAUAAAGAGAGAUAUUAACAUAAGGAAGGAAAAGGGGAUAUUCUAGUAAGAUGUUCCUGUACUCUUUGGUUUUGAGGCCUAGAAUCUCCCUAAGCAAGUCUUCUCCUCUCCUGCUGUACUUACAGUUCAAGAAAGUGCUGUAUGCAUUUUAAUUUGAUUGUUGCAAAGCACGACUUAUCUGAAAUAAAUCAAUAAAGUAAAGCAACAUCAAA
Molecule: messenger RNA, 3418 nt
Organism: Chrysemys picta bellii (western painted turtle)
Lineage: Eukaryota; Metazoa; Chordata; Testudines; Emydidae
Gene: PLAC8
Product: placenta associated 8
Biological process (GO): positive regulation of transcription by RNA polymerase II
Source: RefSeq, a predicted model, not a curated record